AACUUCCGGCAUACGGCAAGUCGGUUAGUCAAAAAAGCUUUCUAAGGGAACGCAGUCCUCCAGACUUCUGCUGCUUUCACUAAAUGAACGCCGACCCCAAGCGACGUCUGUUUUUUUAAUACCCAGAACUACAUUUGUUUACCAUGAGAGUCGUAAUAGGAGGUGGAACUGGCUUUGUGGGUCGUGAGUUGAUUCGCCUUCUCAGAGACAAAGGUCACGAGGUCACCGUCAUCUCUCGCCAGCCAGGUCCUGGGAAAAUAACUUGGAGUGAGUUGCAGUCAGGCGGCCUCCCACCAUGUGAGGGCGCUGUCAACUUGGCAGGAGAGAACCUCAUGAACCCUCUGCGAUGGUGGAACGAAAGCUACAAGAAGGACUUGUUUUCCAGUCGUAUUGACACGACAAAAGCUCUGGCUCAAGCGAUCGCAGCGUCCCCAAGUCCUCCUCAGUCCUGGGUCCUGGUGUCUGGUGUAGCGUGCUACCAGCCCAGUCUGACAGCUGAGUACACAGAAGACAGUGAUUGGACGCCCUUUGACCUGCUCUCCAAACUCGUGCAAGAGUGGGAAGCUUCUGCACUUUUGCCAAAAAGUGUGACAGAAAGCACCAAGCAAGUGGUAAUCAGACCUGGGGCAGUGUUGGGUCGUGAUGGCGGCGCUAUGAAGCAGAUGCUCCUGCCCUUCUGGCUCGGCCUCGGCGGCACCCUCGGCUCCGGGCAGCAGCCCUUUCCUUGGAUUCACGUUUCAGACCUGGCGGGACUCAUCGCUCACGCCCUGGAACCUCCCAUUGGCGCGCCCCUAUCCUUACCGCAGGUCUUUAACGGAGUAGCUCCCACCCUCAACACCAACUACGAAUUCACUAAAGAACUAGGUCGGGUCAUGAGGCGGCCCACCAUCUUUCCUGUGCCGGGUUUUGUCAUGAACGCUCUAAUGGGCUCAGAGAGAGCCGUGGUUCUCACUCAGGGCCAGAAAGUGCUUCCCAAGAGGACUCUAGAGGCCGGGUUUCAGUAUAAGUAUCCAGACUUGUCCUCGGCCCUCAAAGAGAUUGUAGCAAGUUAAAAAUAAAGUUUUUGUAUCAUAUAGUCAUGCACUCUAUCACAGAAAUAAUUAUGUUAACGAAUGGAGAAAGUGUCUUCAACCACAAUAACUGCAUCCUAGUUAGAAAAUGGACAUUUAUUGGUUCCUACAUGAAUAGUGGUGAGGCGUCCUGUGUCAUCACUCGCUGUCAUUUUGGAUCAUGUCAUUGUCUUCUACAUCCGGUUGGAUCAUGUCAUUGUCUUCUUCAUCCGGAAUAAGAGGAAGCUGGUCGCCCCACUCACUGCUGCGGGCGCAGCGGUACAAAUCCCUAAACAAGAAACGUCAACCGUAUCAGCAAAAGCUUUCGUUUUGGCUUGUUAAAAAAAAUGUUUAUCAUGUUGAAAUAAAUCAAAAGCCAGCUGGGAGCUCA
Messenger RNA from Nerophis ophidion (straightnose pipefish), 1440 nucleotides. RefSeq names its product short chain dehydrogenase/reductase family 39U, member 1 (gene sdr39u1). Lineage: Eukaryota; Metazoa; Chordata; Actinopteri; Syngnathiformes; Syngnathidae. The record is from RefSeq and is a predicted model, not a curated record. The coding region runs from base 144 to 1052 and encodes 302 amino acids. The transcript has 6 exons.